AUGAAAUAUAACGAACUCGGUAAAACAGGACUUAAAGUAUCUCAUGUUAGUUUGGGAGGCGCUGCGUUUAGUAAUAUUUACGGAGCGUUUGAUGAAGAAAAGGGUCUGGAAUUAAUAAGAGAAACCCUCAAAUGUGGUGUUAAUUACAUUGAGACCGGCCCCUGGUAUGGAUCGGGGACUUCUGAACGAACUAUUGGAAAGGCGUUGGUGGGAGUGCCAAGAGAGUCGUACUUUAUUGGCAGCAAAGUGGGAAGGUAUGAGCAGGCCACGGAGAGAAUGUUUGACUUCUCCGCGGAGAAGACCGAGGCAGGAGUGGACAGUACCUUGAAACUACUCGGCUUGGACUAUGUGGAUUUGAUACAGGUACACGAUUGCACCUUCGCACCAGACAUAUCCAUCGUGCUGAAAGAAACCCUCCCAGUGCUUGAGAGAGCAGUGAGGGACGGCAAGGCCCGAUACAUAGGCCUCGCAGACUACGACAUAGACCUCAUGAAGGAGGUCAUUGAAGAAUCAGAUAUAAAGAUAUCCUCCAUAUUGUCUUACGCAAAGUCCACACUGAGUGACAAACGCUUGCAAAAUUAUACAAAAUACUUUAAGAGCAAGGGCGUCGGUGUUAUUAACGCAGCCGCCACGGGUAUGGGUCUGCUGUCGAACCACGGCCCGCAAAGAUGGCACCCCGCUAGCGAUGACAUCAAAGCUAUUUGUAAGAAAGCCUCCGACUAUUGCAAGGAGCAGAACGUCGAGUUAGCUCGCCUGGCGACCUGGUUCACGCUUAAUCAACCUGACAUUGACACAAAUAUAUGUGGAUUCUACAAUAUUGAGCAGCUAAGGGACACAGUUGACGUCCUCGAUAAUGGCUUGACUGAACAUGAACAACGAGUACUACACGACGUCCAAUUAAGGUUCUUCGACAAUGUGACUCUGCACUGGGACAACGUAGAAUUGCCAGUUUACAAAGCUAAGUUAAAUGCUAUUCAGAACAGGUGA
Molecule: messenger RNA, 987 nt
Organism: Spodoptera littoralis (African cotton leafworm)
Lineage: Eukaryota; Metazoa; Arthropoda; Insecta; Lepidoptera; Noctuidae
Source: the annotation of a GenBank genome assembly